CCCCGCCCUCUUGGCAAAAGCCCUAGCUCCUAGGGCAGUGAUUGGGGGAUGCAAAUAUUCCCUCCCCUGCCUGGCAACCUUAGCCGCUGCGAUCCCCAGGGGUGGGCGGGACUAGGCAGCUGACAGAACCUGCACCUUUGCUGGGGCUGACCCGGGGCGGUCCAGCGGGCAGGACGGUGCCCGGGGCCCGGGCGCGCGUGAGAGGGCGCCGGAAGCGCGCGCGCGGGGGCGCGCGGGGAGAAAGACACUGGGAGGCGGCGGCCGAGGGGCGGGGAAGUGCCGAGCGGCCCCGCGCCUGGCUGGGGUGCGUGCAAGGCGGCAUCAGCAUCGGCAAAGGAGUCCCACUGACUGGGGAACCGAGCGGCGUGGACCUGGAGAAGGUGGUAGGAAUCAGCAAGAAGACACAAAUUCUUUGCCUUGGAAAACGCCUGUAAUGGAUUUGAAAUAAACUUGAGGAGGGGGCUGUGGGCGCGCCAAGCCCAUAUGGAGUACCGGAGCUGACCACGCGCGCCAGCGCCCGUCGGGGGCCGGUGCGCAGCCCGCCAAAGCCCAUCUCCUCUCCCAAGUGGCCCAGCUAGCUUCCCAACCCCAGAGGACCAGAACGAUCCACGGGACCGAACCGAGACAGCCGACCGUUCGCGAACCCCUUAUUCCCAGCCCUGUUCGGAUUUGUAGGAUGCCUGGGGCCCCGACAGCCGUCUAAGUAGCGGAAGAGUGAAGGAAGGCAAACUCCCGGGCGGGAUGGUGCAACAGAAGAGAGGUCGUGGUGGCGAAGCCAAGCGGGAGGGCUGCCAGCCACCGGCCGCGGGCGAGAGGGCGCGGCUCCGCCGGGAGACCCCGGGUGAGCCGGGCUGGUGCAAGACCCCCAGCGGCCACAUCAAGAGGCCCAUGAAUGCUUUCAUGGUGUGGUCUCAGCACGAAAGGCGGAAGAUUAUGGACCAAUGGCCCGAUAUGCACAACGCCGAGAUCUCUAAGAGGUUGGGUCGCCGCUGGCAGCUGCUGCAGGACUCUGAGAAGAUUCCAUUCGUACGAGAGGCUGAGCGACUGCGUCUCAAGCACAUGGCUGACUACCCGGACUACAAAUACCGGCCCCGUAAGAAGGGCAAGGGGGCGCCCAGCAAGGCGCGGCCCCGCCUCCCCAGCAAGACUAAACCUUCGCUGUUGGGUCGCGGGGGUGGGGGCCGCAGGAAGGCAACCGGGGAGACUGGGGAGCAGCGCGGGGGAGGCCCGACUCUUGGGGAGGAGGUGGAAGCUGAGGACGAGGAGGAGGAGGAGGAGGAAGAACUGUUGGAAGUGCGGCUGGUGGAGACUCCCGGGCGGGAGCUGUGGCGGAUGGUCCCAGCGGGGCGGGCUGGAGGGAGGCAGGGGGAGCGGGCAGGGGGCCCGCGCCCAGAGCCGCAGUCGGAGGAGGCGGGGGACACCCCGGAGACUUCUAGACCCUCCCAGCGCGGCGUGACUGCCACCUCGUCGGUCAGCUCCCCGGCGCCCUCUUCCCUGGUCCCUUCGGAUGAAGAGCUCGAGGAAGAAGAGGAAGGGAGGGAGGAGGAGGAGGAGGAGGAAGAGGAGGAAGAGCCGGAGAAGGAGCCUCUCGGGUUCCUGCCCCGGCAACUCCCAGGAGCCUUAGGCCCUGGCCUAGACUGCACCUCCCUCGACAGGGACCCGGACCAGCUGCCUCCUGCAGGGACCUCGCACUUCGAGUUCCCCGACUACUGCACCCCCGAGGUGACUGAGAUGAUCGCUGGGGACUGGCUCAUGUCCAGCAUCGCGGACUUGGUCUUCACCUACUGAGCCGAGCACUCAUUAGGUGACUCGGACAACACAAAUCAGGUCGCACUCAAAAACCAGCUGUUUACAUACAGGAAUCAGGUAUUUUUGGCCUUCAGCCCCAUCAAAGGCAAAGGCUUCCGCUGUCACCCCAUCCCCGACACAGAUGCCCUCAGCCAUGCCUCCACACUCAGCCCACCCUUGAACCCAUUCCCUAUGGACACACCCCACUUUCCGUGACUUGCGCCCAGACACUCCCCUCUCUCCAUCUUUCUAGACACACCCCUCUCUCCAUAUUCCUAGACACACCCCUCUCUCCCUUAAACGCAGACACACAUGGGUCCUUGCUCUUUCUAUCCCCUACACACUGGCAUGCCCCCUUUUCCAUCUCAUACACAUACCCCUUCCUUUGUGGUGGAAGCAUGGGGUAGUGGAACUGGAUAGGAAACAGAACCCUCUUCAAGUUCCAGCUCUGCCCCAACCAGCUGUGUGACCUUGGGCAGAUGUUUUGACCUCUCUCUGCCUAAAUUUCCUUAUCUGUAAAAUGAAAUGGUUGGAAUAGAUGACCCCUACGGUCCCUACCAGCUCUAGAAAUCUAUGGAUCUCUCUUAUACAGAGACAGACAUUGUCUAUCCCCCUCUCCAUCCCUUACAGAAACCUUUCUCUCCGUCCCUUAGGGAGGCAGCAUGGUGCUGCCCUGGAUUGGGAGUCAGAGGAUCUGGGUUCAAAUUCCAGAUUAAAAUCACUACCUGUAAGACCUUGGGCAAAUCCCUUUACCUUUUGGGGCCUCAGUUUCCUCAUCUGUAAAAUGAGGGGGUUGGACUAAAUGGCCUCUUAAGGGCUCUCCCAACUCUAUAUCUAAUGAACCUCUCUCCAUCUCUUCCACAAACAAGUCUCUCUGUCCUUUAUACACAUACCUUGUUUUCCCCAUUCUUUCCAUAUAUGCUCUCCAUCCCAUUCCUUGGAUAUAACCCCUUUCUCCAUGUCCUACACACACAUUCUCUCUCAUCUCAUCCACUCCUCCCUCUCCCAAGGGGAUGGGGGGAUCUCAUCAGGGUACACAAGCCCACCUCACUCAAUUUCCCUGGCUGGGAUGUUCCCCUCAUUACCCCAUCUUGGCUAAGGGUUGUGAAAGAGGCAGCACUUGGCCUAGCUUCUUCUUAUCUAGCUCCAUGACCCCUACUCCUGAUCUUAGUUGCUCCAUAGUUCCCCCCUCCCCAUGCUCUUUUCCUCCCUCCUGCCCCCUCCUGUGGUCUCCCUCCGAGCUUCUCCCUCUCAGUGGCCAAGAGCUGAAGUUGUGACCUUGCCUCUUCCUUCCUUCAUAUGCUGGACUUGCUACAUUUGAGGAAAACCUGAAGUGCUAUCCAGUCCCCAACCCCACCAGGGCAAUCCACUCUGGACAUAGAGAGAGGCAGAGGACACUCAUUCUCAGCCUGUAACCACCCCAUCAACUCUAGGUGACCUCAAAGUGCUGCCUUCUAAGAGAAACAUUGUUAGGAUGGUGAAUUCUGGUUUUAAAGAGGAUUUUUUUCAUUCUUUUAUUGAGAGGAAUUCGGAGGUACCCUUCAAGACACCCCUGAGGGAUAACAGUGCCCCUUUCCCUUCCUGCUUUUCAUUUGCCCUGUUGACUCCUCUUUCCCACAUGGAUCUGGCCUGUCUUCAUCUGUAAAAUGAUCAGGUUGGAUGGGAUGACCUUGAAAAGUCCUAGCACCUCUUCUCCCAGCAGGGAGUGCUGCCCCAAGGCAGCUUCAUCUGUGAGCCUUGCCAAAGGAUUACUCUGUCCAUCGAGCCCCCCAAAAUAAUCCAUAUCAGGCUGAGGCUUUAGGGCCUAGACUUUUGAAUUCAGCAGGUAUCCUACCCCCACUUAGAGUGACCAGGUUCCCUCCCCCACUGGUGGGUCUCCCAUGGCACCAUCAAACCCUAUUCCAGUGUCCAGGCCCCUUGAGGGGCAUCUUCUGUCUGGUUAUUUCACUGGGCAGGGGAGGGCAGAGGGCCAAGGAAGCAGUAGACCUUUCUUCCCAUUAAAAGCCACUCUGAGAGCCAUUCUUGGAAGGGAAGGGGGGUAAGAUGGUGAAAUCAAUCAGAGAGCAGGAGUUGCCGUUUAAAGUCCCCACUAAUAUAUCCCCAGUACACAAUCUGCUGGACCCCUAGGAAAGCGCCCCCCUAAGUGAAUAUUUCCUGAGUAUUCACAUUCCCUCAAGAGGAGAGAUAGCUAAUGUCCAUGGGGGGUGGGGUGGGGGUGGGGAACACCAGGCAGAUUCUCCGGCUGCCAGACCAUGGAGUUCAGGGCCUUGCUAGUUUUUCCCUGCUAUAGGGAUUGGGACAACUAGUCAAGCCCAAUUACCCUUGGCUAUCUCUCUUUCAUUCCUCCUAACCUCCUCCCCAUACCCAGUUCUCAGUGCCAAAUGCUUUGAUCAGUGUUAUCAUUCAGCUGGGGAAAUAGGCAUGGAGAGGGCUUGGGGUCAGUGGCCAAGUCAUCAAUCAUUCAGUAAGCACCCUGGGACAUGCUCAGCCUCCUAAGCGGCUCCCAGGGCUAAGAGAAAUCAUCUGAGGCCCAAUGGUUAAGCUUGGGCUGAGGGUGUCCAGAGGGAAGUAACAAGAAUGGUCAGAGCACUGGAUUCAGAGUGAGUAGCCUAGCACAAAAAGCUGUAGUCUGCCUCAGUCUGCCCAUUUUUAAAAAACAGGGACAGGUGCCUUUUCCUAUGCAUUUGUAAUAUUUGGUUUGAAGUGCAGUGCCUGGGGGCUGUGCCUCACUUAUGGCAUUCCUGGACUAAAUAGAAGUGCUGGCUAGGUCUGCCAAGGCCUGGAUGCCACCUGGAUUCCUUCCUGUCAGAGGAUACCUGUCCUCUCUGUUGGGCAACCUAUUCCCACCCUAUGGAUGCUAUGCUCCCCUACCUUCACCUUCACUCUGGGCUCCUGCUGUUUGCCUCCCUCGGCUACCUGGCCCUCCACAACCUCGUGUGUUCCCCGAGUCUGCCACUGCCCUUCCUCAUCCCCAGUCUGCCCAUCUCCCAUCACUACCUAGACUGCUGACAUUGUGUGCCCCACUCUGUCAUAGGUUCAAACACCCACAUACACAGAUCUCUCAGGAACAAAUGGGGACCCCUGGUCCCUCCACAACUCCCUCUGUGCCGUUCCCCACACAGGCCAGCAUCUCUGCAGGGAUAUCCUGUCCCAACCCACCUACCAGCUACCCGCCCUGUAUGUGGUGCUCCUUUCCAGGCCUCCUUUCUAUCUCUUAAUUUUUCAUUUCCUUUCUUUUUUUUAAUGUUGUAUGAGUGAAGAGGUAUCACUGUGUGUUGUCUUGGAGAACUAGUCUCAUAGCCGAGAGUAAGAGGAUGGGGGCAGCUCCCUCUCUGUGUGGAAGGGGCUGGAAGCCCUGGGCUCCAGUAUCGCUCCCCAAUACCAGGACUAAAUAAAGUAUAUGUGCCCUGAGCCU
Molecule: messenger RNA, 5203 nt
Organism: Monodelphis domestica (gray short-tailed opossum)
Lineage: Eukaryota; Metazoa; Chordata; Mammalia; Didelphimorphia; Didelphidae
Gene: SOX12
Product: SRY-box transcription factor 12
Biological process (GO): neuron differentiation; camera-type eye morphogenesis; positive regulation of transcription by RNA polymerase II
Cellular component (GO): nucleus
Molecular function (GO): RNA polymerase II cis-regulatory region sequence-specific DNA binding; DNA-binding transcription activator activity, RNA polymerase II-specific
Source: RefSeq, a predicted model, not a curated record